AUGUUGCAAUUUAUAUUGAAAAUCUAUAUUUUUAAGUACUUAUUAGGGCUAUAUUUCAUAGAGACGUCAUGGCAGCGCUACCAGUCGCCGCUACCAACAAAAUGUAUACAGCUCUAUAGAAAGUUACUCACCUGGUUUCCGCUUGGUUGCGCAACCAGUUUAUACUUAGUACAUAUCGCAAAUCGAAUCGUAAUGUCCUAUAGAGCAGAUGCCCAACGCGGAGCCGCAGAGGACUUAAAGGGUUGCCGGGCUCAUCGUAUUGACAUAAAGUCGAAAAUCCAUUUGGAUUGGAGUAGGAUGAUCUGCUGGCCACUGUUGAUUUCUUUAAAUAUACUAAUGGAAGAGUUGAAGUUAACCUUACUUUCUUUGACCUCACCUUACUUUCAGUUACAACCAAUUCCUCGCAUAGACUUCGUAGAUUACUAUUACUUACCGAUGCAUGACCGUUAUACUGGAGCUAUCACUGUCCUGGAAUUUAACUGCGAUUCGAGUCGCCUGUACACCUCUGGACGUGACGGAAAUAUAUUCUCUUAUGUCAUCAACUUUCCAGAACAAUUGUUACCCAUACCAGAACUUCCAACGCCUCGAGAAACCCCUAAAGUAGAAAAAGUAAAGGAACACAGCACGGUAGAAGGUGAGAUGAUGUCUCACGAACAACUGAAGCAGCAAGAGGAAUUCGACAAAAUGAUGGCGAUCGCCAACGCACAUAAAAAACGUGUUCGCGACCAACUCGCUGAUCUGACAACUGAAUACAACAAACUGAUUAAAGCGAAUAAAGCAUUACCCUAUUCUCAACAAAUAGAUGUAACACUCGACAGACGACCCUUACAAGUACAAGAGAAAGAGCUUGAAGAUGCCAAAGCUCUUACUAUAAGGAAAUUAGCACAUCAGUUGGAGGCCUCCGAUUUGGGUUUAGCAAAGAUGCAUUCUAGGAAUAUCAUACAGUUGGACGUGUAUCCUUUCACCGUGAGAGCUAUCGGCAAUCCAAACAUAAUAAUAAGACCGCUGCGCCAAAAGAAUCUCUCUGCUGCUUUCUAUGCACAAUUGGAAGAAGUAUAUCAGAAACUUGCAGAAGCCGCACUGAAAGGAAGGGAUAUGAAUUUAUUGGAAUUAGCUGAACAAGAACUAAAGCGAACGGAGUCAUCGAUUCGUCGCAUGGGUGCACGGAAGACAUCGUAUGGACCUCCGAGAGUUGCUUCGUUCUUACUAGGUUUACCUCCAAGACCACCAUACCCUCUGAAGAAAGCCCUUAGAAACUACCACGUCCGUCUAAACAGACACCAUAUCCAGUAUAUUGAGUGGCAAGAGCAUUUGAACCGUAAACCGGACCCUAACGCUAUGCCUCCUGGAGCUGCUGAAGCGCUGAAAGAAGCUGAAGCAACCAUCGGCAACCGCAUACUCAAGACCGACCCCAACUACGUCGCACCACCUGGUCAUAAUACGCAGAUGAGAGUCUGCCUCUGCAGGAAAGAGAUCUACGACCUGAAACAUGAAUUCAACGAAAAAGUGUUAGAGCUGCGGAGUCGUAAAGUACAAAUGUUACAACGUAUGAAGGAGAUUGGAGAGCGACUAUCCGAAAUUCGAAUAGAGAUACCUCCUAAAUUAGCUAAGCCACCGCCGCCCCUGCCGGAAUUUGACGACGAACUGGAAUUUCCUGAGAGACAUCUUGAAGUAAAACCAGAACCAAUAUACCCAACGAGCAGACUGCCGCAUAAGAAAUCGCAACUAGUACAGGAGCGCAAGAGAACCUCCCUGAGUAAGAUUGACCCUACCGCGAGAGUACGUCAGCCAAGAGUUAACAGAUUUGUACCCGUCACUGAAUCAAGACCCCUUUUUGCUUCAUGGGAACUUUUGAGACAGAGACAAGAUCACGAAUCGACUCCUGUUGAAAAUGAAAUUCGUGAAAGACGUAUCGAAAGACAUCUAUAUGAACAAGACAUGUUACUCAUGGACGCAGAUGACCAAGUGAGGCUGUUUGACUCCCGAUUGAAAGAGCUACAACGGGAGCGUAUAAGGGUCCAGGAAAGGAGCCUAUUAUUGGAGCUGCAUUUACAUCAAUUGCACAGAGAAAUGAACGUUUUGAAUAGGUUCGAAAUGCACGAAGAUCGCUUGGCUGAACGAGUUUAUGUCAAAUUGAUGCAGGUGCGAGCAGUACAAGAGCAAAUAAUAGACUGUGAACACCGCAUUGAAGAACAUAUGACUGAGAAGGAUAACCUGGGCACAAUGUGUGAGGACCUGCAGAGGAAAUUCAAACGUCUUGUACAAGAUAAUAAGUUUGCUGACUUCCUUCGAAGGAUAUUCAAAAAGAAAUACCGUCCGCCACGUAUUCGUGAUGAUGAUGAAUCUUCUGAGUCUGAGUCAUCAUCGUCGUCAAGCGAAGAAGAAGAUGAAGGCAGUUUGGACAGUCGAGACAUCGGGCCAAUACGCCUCGACCCCAACAUAUGUCCCGAGGGAUGCGACAGAGAAACCUAUGACAAAACUUUUGAAAUGAGAAAUACCAGACACAAGCAUGAACAGAAUAUGAUGGAGCAAGAUCGUCUGGUUGAACUUUUGAAGCGUGACAUUGAGGCUCAUAAUAAGGUCAAGCGCAAACUCUCCAUGCAGUUGGAUCAGAGGAAGAACGAUCUUAGAGAAUUUAUGUUGGAGAAACAAACCUGCAUGAACGAAGUAGACACUGUAGUGGUCCUACGGUACGAUCAGAUCAGAGCAGCUGCUAUCGUCGGCUGCACUGGUCCUCAGGGUCUGUCACAAACUGUGGUAUUUCCCGAAGCGUUACUAACUCGACUUAGGAAACGAGUGCUUGAACUUCUGGAAGAGAUUAAAGAACAGAAAUUACGGCAAAGGAUAAACCGCACGCACUUGUUCCGUAUGAACAUAGACCUGCGCGCGAUGGAGGCAGAAGCGACGGACCUACGCGCGCAAAUGCGUGACGUGUUGACACGCAAGCUGGGCCGGCCGCGCAAGGUGGACCGCACGCUCGACGACCUGCUGCGACAAAUGGCGCGCCGCCACAAGUACGCGAUCACAUACGCCACACUACCGCACGUAAUAGCGCAGCUCCGCACAUGGAGUGAGCGACAUAGUACUCUCGAAAAGAAAUAUCUGAAAACUCUAAACCACUACUCUGAACGCUUGCGAUUGACAGCAGCGUUGCAAGCAGAAGUUCUACCUCAAAAGCCUACGAAGAUUCCUGUCGAUAUGGCUGGUGGUUACAACCCGGAAAUAUACCAGCGUGACGUAAUGCGUCUACUGAUAGUGCGACAAAGACAAAAACAACAAAUUAAGCAACUACAAGAAGAGAUCGCAAGUCUCCGAGAGAAGCCGCUGUCCUAUAGGGCUGCACCAGCGACCUUCACACCUUUUGAGCCAGAGCAAUCGGACAUUUACCUGUUCAUGGUUCCUCGGUCCCACCAGCAACACCGGAAAAAAUACUUUCCAUUAACGCCUUUAGGCUCCAGAACGAAAUUAGGACGUGAGGUUAAUAUAACAACUCUGUUAUACGACUGCCUUGACGCUAUGCAUGUCUCACGGGACGAUGCGGAACUUCUGUUGGUUGACGUCAUGAAAUUACUACCUGACGUUGUAACCGGAAAAUGUUCUCGAUAUGAAUUGGUUGAUACGACCGUACGUAAGUGGCUGUUGAAAUCUGGCGGCGACCCCAGUCAGUACAAGAAACAAACUCGAGCAUUUGAUGCUUUGGCUGCCUUGACAGAUCGUUUAGUCAGAGAACAAAUAGAAGCAAUGGAAGCCCCAGAUGAUGCGGAAGGUAUUAUAGAAGAUUUAGAAGACGCCCUGAGGGAUUUGGCGGAAGAAUCCGAUACACUGGCUGAUCGGCUCGGACCAGCCAUCGCAGCAUUAUUACAUUCCGCACACUUCACUACUAUGGAAGAUCCUGAAACGUUGGCAUCUCUUGUGAAGUCUGUCACGGAUGAAAAUCACCCAAUCACAAAGGACAGCGUUGACCGAAUUUGUUCCUUUGACCUCCUUGAAGAUAUUAAAGAUUGUGGUAUUGACCUGCCGACUGAAGAUCUGCGACAAGUCGUCGGCUGUGCACUGGAUGCUUUAAGAGCACAAAUAAUCGAGCCAGCAGAAGCAUCAGAAGUUCAAAAGGAAGUUCAGAAGGUAUUGCGAGACAAGGACAUUGAAGCGAUGAUCAAGAAAAGCAUCGUUAGCGUUGCAUCAGACCGCAAAACACUUGAAAGUGAAACGUCUUAUGUUCGUAAACGUAAAACAGACUCUCAAGACCGGCCAUCUGCGGAUCGCAAAUCAAUUUUGACUGCCUCAGCUAUGUCGGAGCACAAAAGUUUACCAACCCGUGUGUCUAUCACCACUGAAAACAUUCAUGGUAGAAGUAUUAUACUAUCACCGCAUGAAAAGCACGAAGCUAAGUGCAGUACCAUGACAUUGGACGAACGCAAAAUGUUAAUAGAACGAAUCUCCACAAGUAUUCUAGGACGGGAUAAAUCAAGCCAAUCUACUGGGAUUAAGGACAAACCCAGUGUCCAAAUUAACCUUCCACCAAAGGAAAGCCCACAAACAGAAGGCGAACAAACACAAGACAAACAAGCAGAAGGCGAACAAACUGAUGACAAACAAAAAGAAUUGGAACAAACAGAAGGUGAUCAAGCAAAAGGCGAAAAGACAGUAGACGAACAAGCAGCAGCCGAAACAACAGAAGCCGAAUUAGCACAAGAUAAACAAGCAGAAGACAGACAUACAGAAGCCGAACAAGCAGAAGGCGAACAAACAGAUGCCCAACAAGUAGUAACCGAACAAGCAGAUGCCCAACAAGUAGUAACCGAACAAGCAGAAGCCCAACAAGUAGUAACCGAACAAGCAGAAGCCCAACAAGUAGUAACCGAACAAGCAGAAGCUGAACAAACAGAAGCCGAACAAGCAGAAACCGAAAAAGCAGAACACAAACAAAAAGAACGCGAAGAAACGGAAAUCGAAGAAGAUGAAAUUUAA
This is a messenger RNA of Spodoptera littoralis (African cotton leafworm), 4968 nucleotides long. The record is from the annotation of a GenBank genome assembly. Lineage: Eukaryota; Metazoa; Arthropoda; Insecta; Lepidoptera; Noctuidae.